Linum tenue is the source of this 3872-nucleotide messenger RNA. The record is from the annotation of a GenBank genome assembly. Lineage: Eukaryota; Viridiplantae; Streptophyta; Magnoliopsida; Malpighiales; Linaceae.
GACGGACACAGAACAGAUUGAAUAAGGCGCUCACUUUAUAAACCCUUCCUCCUCCAAAACCUCGGAGAUCGCUGCUGCAAAAUCCCAGGUAUAUCCUUUCCCCCUUAAUUUGCUGCAAAGCAGUAGAAAACUAGAAAUCUUUCUCUCUAUUCAGCGCGGGAAAAUUUGGCUCUCCCCAGGAACCAAAACUCGUUCUUCUCUUCACCCAACGGUGGAAGAAGAGAGAGAUUAGGGCGCUCUCUCUCUCUCUCUGUAAACUUCCAUGGCGAAUGUAAUCGAUCAGGAUCAGCAGUGGCUACUCAACUGUCUCUCUGCCACGCUCGACCCUAACCCGGAGGUCCGUAACUUCGCAGAGACUUCUCUCAAUCAGGCCUCUCUUCAGCCAGGAUUUGGAGGGGCGCUAUCAAGGGUUGCAGCAAACAGGGAUCUCUCACUGGGUUUGCGACAGCUAGCUGCGGUCCUUUUAAAGCAAUUCAUUCGGAAACACUGGGAAGGAGAUGAGGAUGUUACAGUAUCUGUGGAAGAAAAGGGAGUUAUACGUAGGAACCUUCUAGCUUCGACAGAUGACUCUCAUCGGAAAAUCUGCACAGCAAUUAGUAUGGCCAUAGCAUCGAUAGCUGCUUAUGACUGGCCUGAAAAUUGGCCUGAACUUUUACCCUCACUUCUUACUCUCAUCAAAGAUCAAAGUAAUAUGACCAGAGUGCAGGGAGCUCUAAGAUGCUUGGCUCUUCUUUCUGCCGACCUGGAUGAUACAGUGGUGCCAACGUUAAUACCUGUGCUAUUCCCAAGCUUGCAUACAAUUGUGUCAUCUUCUCAGACUUAUAACAUGUAUCUACGCUCCAAAGCACUCUCUAUUGUUUACUCAUGCGUCUCGGUGAUCGGGGUUAUGAGUGGUGUAUAUAAGAAGGAAACCAUGGCACUGAUGGCACCAAUGCUUAAGCCAUGGAUGGAUCAGUUCGCUAUUAUCUUAGGACAGCCUUUGCAACCUGAGGAUCCUGAUGAUUGGAGCAUGAGGAUGGAGGUGCUGAAAUGCUUGAAUCAGUUGAUUCAAAAUUUUCAAACUCUUGCUGAAGGUGAAUUUAUGAUUGUUGUGGAGCCUUUGUGGCAAACAUUUGUCAGUGCCGUGGGAGUAUAUAGGCGCUCAUCCAUUGAUGGAGCGGAUGAUUCAUUUGAAGGUAAUUAUGACUCUGAUGGUGCAGACAAAAGUCUCGAUUCAUUUGUCAUUCAGCUUUUAGAGUUUCUCUUAACCAUUGUGGGCAGUGCAAGGCUAAGAAAGGUUGUUCUGAGUAAUGUUAAGCAGUUGGUAUAUCAUACAGUAGCACUUCUUCAAAUGACCGAGCAACAGGUUCAUACAUGGUCAAUGGAUGCUAAUCAAUUUGUGGCUGAUGAGGAUGACGAGACUUAUAGUUGUCGUGUUUCUGGUGCCCUUUUACUGGAAGAGGUGAUAAAUUCUUGUGGUGUAGAAGGGAUCAAUGCGAUUAUAGAUGCUACGAGAGAGAGGUUCAGCGAGUCCCAACAAGAACAGGCCGCUGGUUCAGCAGUGUGGUGGAGAAUUAGGGAGGCAGCACUCUAUGCUUUGGCUUCUGUCUCAGAUCAGCUGCUCGAAGCCGAGGGUUCUGGGGGUACCAACAUUUGCUUAGGAAAGCUUAUAGAGUCGCUUGUUGCUGAAGACAUUAUAAUUGGGCCGCAUGAAUAUCCCUUUCUUUGUGCCCGUGUUCUUACGUUGGUCGCUAAAUUCUCCCCUGUGAUCAGCCACACGGUCCUUCAGCAAUUUCUUUACGCUGCAAUGAAAGCUGUUGGCAUGGAUGUGCCCCCACCUGUGAAGGUAGGUGCUUGCCGAGCGCUUUCUCAGCUUCUGCCUGAAGCUAACAGAGAAGUUGUCCAACCUCAACUAAUUGGUUUAUUAUCAUCCCUUACAGAUUUACUUCAACAGGCAUCUGAUGAAACUCUACACCUUGUCCUUGAAACACUACAAGCUGCAAUUAAGUCAGGUGCCGAAGUAACUGGGCCAAUUGAGUCUAUCAUCUCGCCUGUGAUUCUUAAUGUGUGGGCGUCACAUAUUUCUGAUCCUUUUAUUGGUAUUGACGCGAUUGAAGUUUUGGAGUCAAUUAAGAAUGCACCUGGUGGUAUUCAUCCAUUGGUUUCUCGAGUUCUGCCUCAUGUGGGGCCAAUUUUGAACAAGCCACGAGAGCAGCCCGAAGGUUUGGUAGCUGGAUCACUUGAUCUGGUGACCAUGCUACUGAAGAAUGCUCCAAUGGAUGUUGUGAUGGUAUUAUAUGAUGUUUGCUUCGACGCUGUAACUAGGAUUGUUCUUCAGAACGAUGACCAUAGUGAACUGCAGAAUGCAACCCAGUGUUUGGCUGCAUUUAUAUCUGGGGGAAGGCAGGAAGUUCUUGCUUGGGCUGCUGAUUCUGGAUUUGCGAUGAGAAGUUUGCUUGAUGUAGCUUCAAGGCUUCUUGAUCCCAAUCUUGAUAGCUCCGGUUCUCUUUUUGUGGGGAAUUACAUUUUGCAACUUAUUUUGCAUCUACCACUGCAAAUGGCACAGCAUACCCCGGAUCUUAUUGCUGCUCUUGUUAGAAGAAUGCAGUCUGCUCAAAUAGCUGGAUUGAGAAGUUCAUUGAUAGUUCUUUUUGCUAGAUUGGUCCACAUGAGUGCCCCAAAUGUGGAACAGUUUAUCGAUUUGCUUGUUAGUAUCCCAGCUGCGGACCACGAUAAUGCCUUUGUUUAUGUCAUGUCAGAAUGGACAAAGCAACAAGGAGAGAUUCAGGGAGCCUAUCAGAUUAAGGUGACAACCAGUGCUUUGGCUUUGUUGCUCUCCACCAGGCACCCUCAGCUUGGAAAAGUGAAUGUGCAAGGCCAUGUACAGUCUACAGAAGGGAUAACUACACGCUCAAAGGCUAAAGUGACCCCUGAGAAAUGGACCGUGGUGCCACUACCUUUCAAGAUAGCGUCUUUACUGGCAGACACACUUCUUGAAAUGCAUGAACAAGUUCAGUUUGAUGAUGAUGAGAACGAGUGGGAAGAAAUUGAAGAAGAGGACAAGGAUGGGGACAAAGAUUUACUGUAUUCAGCUGCUGCUGGUCUAUCAUCUGGAAGAGCCACAUAUGACCAACUUGAAGCCAUGGCAAAAGUUUUUGACGGGGAUCAAGAUGAUGAAGAUGACGAAGAACUAUUAAGCGCUGGAGAUCCGUUAAACCAGAUUAAUGUGGCAUCUUACCUCGGCGACUUCUUUACAAAGUUGUGGAAGGAGGACAGGCAGCUGUUUAACCAUUUGUGCCAGAACUUGACGCAAGAUCAAGUGCAGGCUAUUCAGACAGUAGUGGUACAUAGCUGAGCCAUGAUUCGUGAUGGUGUGGAUUGCUUGCGAGGGAGAAAAAAGCAACAACCCGGAAAGGAACAAGAAAAACAUAAAAAGAAAGGAAGAAAGAUGAAACAGAGGUAAAUGGUAAAUGGACAGGCCAUUUUAGGCCGGGGUUUAAAAUGCCCAUUGUCCCAUUCUUUGUGCAGUUUGUUCCUGGUUCUAGCUGUCUAGUGAUGCAUGGUAGUGCAGAAGAAAUCGGUUUCCAGUUUUUCAAUAUUUUUCUCUCUAGGGUGGUGUUUGGUUUUGUUUGGAGUUGGUUGUGAUUGUGCUGGGGUGGAGUUGUGAAAAUCUGGCAUCAUGAGGCUAUGCGAGCAGGAACAGGCGUCGUGUUGAACUUGGGUUCAUGAGCGAUGUGCGUAGCAACUAUUUGAGUGCUUCGUGUCUUUUUUAUCCAAUUCGUUUUUUGUUUGAUCCAUUGCAUGCCUCAUCUCAGUCCAGCGAUGCAGCCAAAGGUUGUGGAUGUUUAUUGACAAUGGUGAUGUGUAGGAUGAAAUCCAACAGGUAGUAAGAC